This is a messenger RNA of Aureobasidium subglaciale EXF-2481, 693 nucleotides long. RefSeq lists its product as uncharacterized. NCBI's taxonomy places the organism in Eukaryota, Fungi, Ascomycota, Dothideomycetes, Dothideales, Saccotheciaceae. The transcript is spliced from 3 exons. The coding region runs from base 1 to 693 and encodes 230 amino acids. The record is from RefSeq and is a predicted model, not a curated record. Gene Ontology annotation, cellular component: peroxisomal membrane.
AUGGACAUCUCAACUCUCCAGGCAACCGCCAAUCGCAUCCUUCUAGACCCCCACUAUCACGCCCCCCUCUCCCUCCUCAAAGCCCUCCGCAACGGCCUAGUCUACGGCACAAAAGUCCGCUUCCCCCACGCCCUCGUAAUGAUCCUCUUAUUCCGCUCCGGUCCUUUGCCUCAAAAGCUUUCUUCUGUCCUAAAAGCUACACGCCAGCAUGCCAAGAAUCUUGCCACUUUUGCCUUCUUGUACAAGGCUUUUAUGCUGCUUCAAAAGAGUAUCAGACCGGGAGGGAAAGAGGUGAAGAGUGAUAGCUUUGUGGCGGGGUUGGCGGGUGGUUACUAUGUUUUUGGCAGAAGUAGGAGUAGUGUCAAUCAGCAGAUUGUCAUUUAUGUGGCUGCGAGGGUUGUGCUUGCUGCGGCGAGUCUGGCGGUGCAACCUCGUGGUGACAAUGAACUUCUGGGAGGACAGUAUGGAGGAAGAGGUGGUAUGGGGCUCUUGAGCAUGUCGGAUGUGAGCAGAGAGAAGGUGAGGAGGAAUGCUUGGCCGGUGUUUGCGAGUUUGAGUUGGGGUUGUGUGAUGUGGUUGUUCAGAUACUACCCGGACAUGUUGCAGCCGAGUUUGAGGAGUUCGAUGACUUAUCUGUACGACAACGCGGAUCACUGGGACUCAUUCAGGAACUUCUUGGUGCAUAACAAAUGA